Acanthisitta chloris (rifleman) is the source of this 1041-nucleotide messenger RNA. RefSeq names its product monooxygenase, DBH-like 1 (gene MOXD1). The annotation marks the transcript as partial. Gene Ontology annotation, biological process: octopamine biosynthetic process; dopamine catabolic process; norepinephrine biosynthetic process. Gene Ontology annotation, molecular function: copper ion binding; dopamine beta-monooxygenase activity. The transcript has 7 exons. NCBI's taxonomy places the organism in Eukaryota, Metazoa, Chordata, Aves, Passeriformes, Acanthisittidae. Gene Ontology annotation, cellular component: secretory granule membrane. The record is from RefSeq and is a predicted model, not a curated record.
GAUUAUUUUACAGAUGAAAACAGAGUACUGAAAAAGGACCCUCAGCAGGAUUACCAUCUGGAGUAUGCCAUGGAAAACAGUACACACACAAUAUUGGCUUUUAGCAGAGAGCUGCACACUUGUGACACAAAUGACAAGAGCAUAACGGAGAGCACAGUGCGGGUAAUAUGGGCCUACCACCACAAAGACUUGGGAGAAGCAGGUCAAAAUUACCAUGGAUCUAAUCGUGGUACAAAGAGUCUACGUUUGCUGAAUCCUGAGAAAGAAGAAGUCUUAUCUGCCUCUUUGCCAUACUUUGACUUGACAAACAAAGACGUGCCUGUACCAGACAAGGAUACAACAUAUUGGUGCCAAAUGUUUAAGAUUCCCAUACAACAUGAAAAGCAUCAUGUAACAAAGGUUGAACCAUUGAUCCAGAAAGGCCAUGAGAAUUUGGUGCACCAUAUUCUUCUCUACCAGUGCAGCAGCAAUUUGAAUGACAGUGUGCUGGACUACGGGCAUGAGUGUUACCACCCCAACAUGCCAGACUCUUUUCUCACAUGUGAGACAGUAAUUUUUGCUUGGGCCAUUGGAGGAGAGGGCUUCACCUAUCCUCCUCAUGUUGGCCUAUCCAUUGGCACAGCAGCUGACCCUCUCUUUGUUCUUAUGGAGGUGCAUUAUGACAAUCCAUCAUACACAGAAGGCUUGAUAGAUAACUCUGGUCUGAGGCUAAUAUAUACUCCAGUCUUAAGGAAAUACGAUGCUGGGGUUAUUGAAGCUGGUCUUUGGGUCAGCCUCUUCCACAAUAUCCCACCGGGCAUGCCUGAAUUUGUGUCAGAGGGUCACUGCACAUUGGAAUGUCUGGAAGAGGCUCUAGGUGCUGAGAGACCUGCUGGGAUUCAAGUGUUUGCAGUACUUCUUCAUGCUCAUCUUGCUGGCAGAGCUAUCAGGAUGCGCCACUUCCACAACGGCGAGGAGCAGAAGCUGCUUGCUUAUGAUGAUGAGUUUGAUUUCAACUUCCAGGAGUUUCAGUAUCUGAAAGAAGAAAGAACCAUCUUGCCA